UACCGUUUGUGCAGUUUAGUCUUGAAAAUAAGCUCAUAACAUUUGUUCUUGGCGUUAUUGGAUGGGCCUUUUCACAAACCACAGGUUUGAACUUUGAAGUUUGUACUUUGAAGCAACCAUAUCGAACUUUCUUGGUUAAUCAUGGAUUGGGCCCCAGCUCUCCUCGUGUCUGAGAUCUGAUGAGCGACUCGCAAAAAUGCCGCAAUAGAUGAGAACAAGAACAAAAACCAUCCCUGCAACUUCGACAUUUCUUUGCAAUCGAAUGCUCGUCAGCAUCCAACGAAACACCCGCUUCAUAAAGGUCAGUCAUCACUUCGCUCUUUUCUCUUUCAAACACCACUGUUCUUCCACACCCUUCAACCCAGAACCACUGUCAAACCCACAUAAAUCAAACAAAUCCCAAAUAGAUGCAUGUGCGGCUUACCUUUCUGGUUUUACAAAAUCGGUCCUAGAUAAAUGUUCUGAUCUUUUGAUUAGAAAAACUCAGCCCUCAACUGCUAAUGCUUCGUCUCUCGGCGAACUUCUUCUCAGUGUGUCCUAUCUGAACCCUAGAUUAACCCGUAAAUUUUGGAGAAAGUCUGGAUUAGAACCUCAAGAUGUUCUUGAAGUGUUGUUGGGUUUUGAAUCUAAUAUCGGGAAAUUGGGAAUUGAUGUCAAAAAGGUUGAAUCUUUAUUUGGGGUUUUUAAGUGGGCUAGUUCUAGUAGCAACCAAAGUAGGAGGUUUAAGCAUCUCGGUCAGUCUUUCAAGAUCAUGGUGGGGUUGUUGGUGCGGGUCGGGUUGUUCAAGGAUGCCGAGUCCUUGCUUUUGGUCAUGGAUAAAGAAGGAAUUUUAUUGGAUAAUCAUGAAACGUUCAGUGCUUUAAUCGAAUGGCAUGUUAACAUGGAUGAAUUAGAAAAGAGUACUCACAUUUAUGAUAGAAUGAGGAGACUAAAUCUGUCACCAUCGUUGUCAUGCUACCAUACUCUCCUUAAUUAUCUGGUCAAUAGAAGUCAAACCCAAUUGCUGUUUCGAGUGUAUAGUGAUUUACUUGAGAUGGGUAUAUCAGAAAAAGAUACCUAUGAGAAUGUCAUUCAAGCACUAUGUAGAGAUGGAAAAGUUCAAGAAUCAAGAAAUUUAAUCAAGAAUGCCUUUGUUUAUGGAAUCAAACCAACCUCUGUACUUCUUGAUGCAAUUGCCAGUGGAUACUGUAAGAAAAAGGAUUACUAUGAUUUGUUUAGUCUUUUCACUGAGAUGGAUUGUAUUCCUGAUGUCAUGUUAGGCAACAAGAUCUUACAUUCAAUGUGUCAAAAUUAUGGAGUUCAAGAAGCCUUUAUAUAUCUCAAAGAAUUAGAGCACUUGGGCUUCAUCCCUGAUGCUAUAACCUUUGGGAUCUUGAUUGGUUGGAGUUGCCAAGAAUCAAGCUUGAAAGAUGCCUUCAUUUAUCUCUCGAAUGUUUUGUCUAGAGGCCUAAAACCCCAUAUAUAUUCCUAUAAUGCAAUCAUUAGUGGGGUUUUCAAGAAAGGUUUGUGGAAUCAUGCAAAGGACAUUGUUCUUGAAAUGGAUGAUGAGGGUAUAACACCUGAUAUGUCAACUUUUAAAGUUCUCUUAGGUGGAUAUUGUAAAGCUAGAAAAUUUGAUGAGGUGAAGAUGAUGAUUGAAAAGAUGGUGCAUAAUGGCUUGAUUGAACUCUCUCCUUUACAGGAUCCUAUAUCAAAAGCGUUUAUAUUGUUGGGUAUUAACCCAAUGGAUGUAAGAGUGAGGAGGGACAAUGAUGUGGCGUUUUCAAAAACCGAGUUUUAUGAUAACAUGGGAAAUGGACUCUAUUUAGAAGGUGAUGUGGUCAACCUUGACCAGGUUAUGACAAGGGUUCUUGAUGAUUCAAUGAUUCCUGAUUAUAAUCAUCUUAAUACCAUAGAUGAAUUGGUUCACUGGGGUCAAGAACUUUCAUCUGCUGCUUUCUUGACACUUUUGAAGAAGUCCAAUGCGUCUAAUUCAAGUUUUAAAACAAUUACCACUUUCUUGAAAAAUAUACCGAAUUUACACGAGCUUGAUGGAGAAACACUCAAUUUGCUUGUUCAAGCGUGUAUUAAAAGGGGGUUCGUACAUAACGCAAGGAAUCUGUUCGAUGAAAUGCUCAAGAGAAACCUGCAAAUCGAAAAGAAGACGUAUUCUGCUCUAGUAAAAGGUUUAUGCAAGAAAGGGAACUCAAAUGACCUUCAUGAUAUCUUGAAACUAGUCCAUUCCAAGAACUGGUUACCUUUCUUGAAUGAUUAUAAAACCCUCAUUUGUUCACUAUGCAAGAACAAUAUGCUGGUGGAAGCUUUAUCUCUUUUCGAGCAUGCAAUGCUUGAUUACCCACAUGAAGUACAAGAACUCUUCUACACUUUCCUUGAAACACUUUGUGGAAUUGGGUUCACUAAGGCUGCUUAUACUUUGUUUGAGGAGCUUCUAUCGAGGGGUUAUGAUAUGGAUCAGGUAGCUUAUACUCAUCUUCUUCAAGGGCUUUGCAAAGAGAAGCGUUUUUCAGAAGCUUUUGUUAUGUGCAAUACAAUGUUGACCAAGAAUACCACCCUAGAUCUUGAUGUUGACUUUUAUAAUGUUUUGCUUCAUGGGUAUUGUGUAGCUAAAGACUUAGGGAAAGUCAAGGAGGUUGUUUGUUGGAUCCUAAAAAAGAACAUAACCAUCUACAUCUCAAGUUACAGCAAGUUAGUGUCUCUAAUGUGCAAUGAGGGUCAAUUCCGAUUCCGAUUCCGAUUUCAGUUAUGGAUGAAAGAUGUUAUGGUUAAACAAAGUUGUUCACAUAUAACUGUGUAUAAUAUCCUGAUUUUCCAUCUUUUUGCCUCUGGAAACAGUGAGUGUGUUGAUAUACUUUUAGAUGAAAUUCAAGAAAAGGGACUGGAAUUCAAUGGUGUCACUUACAACUUUCUUGUGUAUGGAUUCUCCAAGUGUAAGAACAUAUCACGUGCUCUUUAUUAUCUGUCAGAAAUGAUGAGUAAAGAGCUAAAACCAAGUAAUCGAUGUCUACGAGGAGUAAUCAGUUUGCUUUCUAUCAAUGGAAAGUUGAAGAAUAUCUUGAAACUGAGUCAAGAAAUGGAAGCUAGAGGCUAUGUUCAUUGUUCAUAUGUUCAAAAUGAAGUGGUGGAGUCGCUCUUGAAGAUGAACAACCUCCAAGAAGCUGUAAACUUUCUGGACAGAUUGAUUGUUAAAGAUCUUGUUCCAAACAACAUAAACUAUGAUAAUCUAAUCAAGAACAUGUGUCGCCAUGGAAGAAAGGACAAAGCCCUUGAUCUUCUUGACACUAUGUUGAAGAAAGGAAACAUCCCCGAUUCAAGAACAUAUGAUUGUUUGAUUCAAGAUCUAUGUGUUUCCCAUAUGAUAGAAGAAGCUCUUGACAUGCACACAGAAAUGUUGAACAUGAAACUAAUCCCAAGCAUUGAAACACAUGAAGUUGUGACUGAAAAGCUUUGUAAACUUGGAAGAACAUUAGAAGCACAAAAGGUGAUUGAUGAUGUGAUUUGUGUAGGAGAGGUUCCAAGUAAGGUGAUGUUUGGGUUAUUGGUUAGUAGGUAUCAUUUUGAAAGAAAUUUCACCAAAGCUUCGGAGGUUUUACAAAAGAUGCAACGAUUUGGGUACAAGCCUGAUUUUGAAUCUCAUUGGUCUCUCAUAAGCACUUUGAGCAGGUUUAGUGGCAAAGAUAAAGAAGACGACAAUCGUAAUUUUCUGUCAAGAUUGCUUUUUGAUAGUGGGUUUCAUCCAAAAUCCAAGUGAUUUAAAGAAUUUUUGUUAGAAUUAAGAUAUUCAUUUUCAAUUGUGUUGUGUGUAAAGUUAAGUAAAACAGAAACAACUAGAUAUAUAACCAGUUAAGUCAAAAAGAAACAAUACCUAUGAUUGAUUUGCGCUUAAAAUCGAAUCUUUUAAUAGCUA
Lactuca sativa (garden lettuce) is the source of this 3904-nucleotide messenger RNA. Its product is annotated as Pentatricopeptide repeat (PPR) superfamily protein. Gene Ontology annotation, molecular function: mRNA binding; protein binding. NCBI's taxonomy places the organism in Eukaryota, Viridiplantae, Streptophyta, Magnoliopsida, Asterales, Asteraceae. The record is from RefSeq and is a predicted model, not a curated record.